Messenger RNA from Effrenium voratum, 435 nucleotides. The record is from the annotation of a GenBank genome assembly. NCBI's taxonomy places the organism in Eukaryota, Dinophyceae, Suessiales, Symbiodiniaceae.
AUGGCGGAAUCGACCCACGAUCACCUGUUUAAGCUUCUGAUAAUUGGCGACUCUGGAGUCGGCAAGUCUUCCAUCCUUCUGCGCUUUUGCGAUGACGAGUUCAACGAGAAGCAAGCCUCCACAAUUGGCGUGGACUUCAAGACAAAGUUCAUGCAGCUGAGAAGCAAGAAGCUGAAGCUCGCAUUGUGGGACACUGCGGGGCAGGAGCGCUUUCGAACGCUCACCUCCUCGUACUAUCGCGGCGCUCAGGGCAUCAUCCUUUGCUACGACUGCACGCAGAGAAGCACCUUCGAGCACGUGAAGUUCUGGCAAGAUGAGGUUCGAAAGUAUUCCACCAAUCAGGAUGCCAUCCUCAUGCUUGUGGCGAACAAGGCCACAUGGGGCUGUCAAACACACUGUGGAUGGACGAAAUCCCGCACCACUUGGAAACCAUGA